Trichosporon asahii var. asahii CBS 2479 is the source of this 453-nucleotide messenger RNA. RefSeq names its product bud site selection-related protein. Gene Ontology annotation, biological process: mRNA splicing, via spliceosome. Gene Ontology annotation, cellular component: nucleus; spliceosomal complex. The transcript has 5 exons. The record is from RefSeq and is a predicted model, not a curated record. The coding region runs from base 1 to 453 and encodes 150 amino acids. Lineage: Eukaryota; Fungi; Basidiomycota; Tremellomycetes; Trichosporonales; Trichosporonaceae.
AUGCCCAAGAUCCGCACCCAGAGGACGAAACCUCCCCCAGAGGGGUACGAGGAUAUCCGUGAUAUUCUUGAGGACUACGAUAAGAAAAUGCGCGAUGCCGAGAACGAGAGCCAUGAGGGCAAGCGGAAAGUGGAGUCUCUCUGGCCCAUCAUGCGUCUGUCUCACGCUCGGUCAAGGUACAUCUACGACCUUUACUACAAGCGCGAGCUCAUCAGCCGCGAGCUGUACGACUGGCUGCUGAAGCAGGGCUAUGCCGAUGCUAACCUGAUCGCGAAGUGGAAGAAGCCUGGAUACGACCGCCUCUGCUGUGUUCGCUGCGUUCAAACGCGAGACAUGAACUACCAGGGUUCCACGUGUAUCUGUCGAGUACCGAAGCCGGAUCUUAAGAAGGGUGUCGUUGUCGAAGCGUUUGGAUUCGAGGUUCACCUCUUCCCUGUCAAGUGCUGCUUGUGA